CCCCCAACCCCAAGAACCCAAACGCAUCGAUCCACGCCGGCCGCCUCCCCACCUGCGAGCCCGUCCGACGGAACCGAAUCCAGCCCAUCGCCAUCUUGCCCUCUCGCCGCAAUCAAAACCUUCCUUUCCUUCCUUGCCUGCCUCUCUGCCGCCAGGAUCAUCACAGCCCCGAACCAACCCCAAUCUCCACCUUUCUUUCCUUUCUUGGCCGCCGCCGCCGCCGCCCGCCAUGGUGCACUGCAAGCAGCCGCGCACGAGGCCCCAAGACGCCGUCGGUGUCCCCGGGGCCGCCGGUCGCGCGCGCGCCGGGGGCGGGGGCCAGGCCGUGGCGGCGGACCCCGGCUACAUGCGGCCGACCAGCAGCUCCGGCGCCAGGGCCGGCCAGGAGGUUGCGUCUGCGGCUGCGGUGGCCUCCGCACCCGCCGCGCAGCCGGUGGGGACCAAGGCGGCGGGGCUCGGCUUGGCCACGCCGCGCGCGGCCAGGCCGACGUGCGCCUCCGCCCAGAAGAGCGCCCGCGGCGGCGACGGAGGCGGGGGCUGCGAGGGGCACCGCGCGUGCCGGUACGCCUACUGCUCCUUCAAGGGCCACGCGGCCGCGGCGCCGCCGCUGGGGGCCUUCUUGGCGGCGCGGAGGGGCCUGAUCAAGACGGAGCAGAGCAUGAAGCACAGGGGCGUCUCCGCCUUCCGCGACCCCAAGACCAAUCCCACCAGCAAUGCUGUCGCCGGCAAAGGGGCCGGGCUCUUCGUCCAGGUGGCGUGUCCCGGCGCCGGCGCCCGCCCCAAGACGGCGAGCUCGGGGUCCUGCUGCAGCGGCCUCUCCGCCGAGGAGGUGGAGUCUCCCUACGUCAACUUCGGCCGCCGGAGUCUCCGGGGUGGGAAGACGGACAGGUGGGGCGCCUCGGUGGACGGCUCCUGCGGGUCCAGCGACGUCAUCUCCGAUGGCUUCGCCGACCUGCCGGGGACGACGAGUUCUCCCAGAGGCAAAGGGGACAUUGGUCAGGAGGGGAAGGCUUCUUGGGUCCAUCAAGAAGAAGCAGAGGAGGACUCUGUUGACUGCAGGUCUGAUAUCUCGGAGGAGCUGGGCGCUAGAUACGAAUGCAACAACAUGUCUAAAGAUUGCGGCGGUGGUGGUGGCUCUUCAGUGGAAUCCUCAAUGGAUGACAUAUCCAGUGCAUUUGGUGGGAUGAAUUUCCAAGAUGUAGGUGCUGAUGCCGCGGCAACCAGCCAGGGAAACAAGCUGACCAUGUCCAGGAGAAGGACACCUAGAGGCGGGGAACGAAUCCGGGCAUUCAACCCCAGGGCCCCGAACUUUCUUCCGGUGGUGCCUGAUCCAGAUGCUGAAAAGGUUGAUCUCAGGCAUCAGAUGGCUGAUGAUCGGAAGAAUGCCGAGGAAUGGAUGGUUGAUUAUGCACUUCGGAGGACAGUGAACAAGUUGGCCCGUGCUCAGAAGAGGAAGGUGGAGAUGCUUGUCCAGGCCUUUGAAACUGUUCUGCCACCAGUCCUGGGGGAGAAAAAGCCCGACGACAAGAAAAGCUUUGCCUGCCACUUAUAGAUUUUAGAGUUUGAGGUUCAACCUGGAGCAGAUGAUGGUAACUGGGGUUCUAAUUUGGUGGUCACUGCAAUAUUUGUGCCAGAGACCUGCUCAGCAGGAUAGAUAGCUGCUCACCAGCACCUGAGAUCUUGUGCUCAUAGCGCAGUUGUACUCGAGAGCCGCUAGCGGUCUCGCUCACUGAGUCAGCUGGUUAGUGUA
Triticum dicoccoides is the source of this 1750-nucleotide messenger RNA. Its product is annotated as calmodulin binding protein PICBP-like. The transcript is spliced from 3 exons. Gene Ontology annotation, molecular function: calmodulin binding. Bases 230 to 1552 code for a protein of 440 amino acids. The record is from RefSeq and is a predicted model, not a curated record. Lineage: Eukaryota; Viridiplantae; Streptophyta; Magnoliopsida; Poales; Poaceae.